Molecule: messenger RNA, 399 nt
Organism: Cynocephalus volans (Philippine flying lemur)
Lineage: Eukaryota; Metazoa; Chordata; Mammalia; Dermoptera; Cynocephalidae
Gene: FABP2
Product: fatty acid binding protein 2
Exons: 4
Coding region: 1-399 (132 amino acids)
Biological process (GO): fatty acid transport
Cellular component (GO): cytosol; nucleus
Molecular function (GO): long-chain fatty acid binding
Source: RefSeq, a predicted model, not a curated record
AUGGCGUUUGAUGGUAGUUGGAAGGUAGACCGUAGUGAGAACUAUGACAAAUUCAUGGAAAAAAUGGGUAUUAAUAUGGUGAAAAGGAAGCUUGCAGCUCAUGACAAUUUGAAACUGAUAAUUACACAAGAAGGAAAUAAAUUCACAGUCAAAGAAUCAAGCACUUUUCGAAACAUUGAAAUUGUUUUUGAACUUGGUGUCACCUUUAAUUACACGCUAGCAGAUGGAACUGAACUCAGCGGUGCCUGGAUCCUGGAGGGAAAUAAAUUUGUUGGAAAAUUCAAACGGUUAGACAAUGGAAAUGAACUGAAUACUGUCCGAGAAAUUAUAGGUGGUGAACUAGUCCAGACUUAUAUGUAUGAAGGAGUAGAAGCCAAGAGAAUCUUUAAAAAGGAUUGA